UUCUACUGUUUCAUAUGUCAACAAUUCUAACCUCAAAUGAAUUAAAUUUAUAAAUAUUCAAGAUAUGAAUUAAUUUACCAGCAUUGAUUAUAUUACUGUUGUUAACUUUUGGUUCUAAGGAGUAGAAAUAUGGAUAAGGUUUUAUCACAGAACAUAAGAACUGUUUGUAGAGCUCUACUUGAUAGCAAAUAUACUGCCCGAGAUGUAACAAAACAUGCUCUGAAACAAAUAGAUGACACCAAAGAAUUGAAUGCAUUCAUCACCAUAACCCACAAAAUAGCUAUAGAAUCGGCUGAUCGUUCAUCUGAAAAUUAUCAGAUGAAAAAGCCAAGAUCAGAAUUAGAGGGAAUUCCUAUAGCCAUCAAAGACAAUUUCUGCACCAAAAAUGUGAAAACAACUUGUGGUUCUAAAAUGUUGGAACAUUUCAUACCGCCUUAUAAUGCAACAGUUUGCCAAAGAUUAUUUGAUGCUGGUGCUGUACUUGUUGGCAAAACUAAUUUGGAUGAAUUUGCUAUGGGUUCUGGAACUGUAGAUUCAAUUUAUGGUGUAACAAAAAAUGUUUGGGGUUCUAGCAAAGGCUCAACAGAUUUCUACAUAGCAGGAGGAAGCAGUGGUGGGAGUGCUGUUGCUGUAGCUACAGGAAGUUGCUUUGGGGCUUUUGGUUCUGACACUGGAGGAUCUACAAGAAAUCCUGCUUCAUAUUGUGGAUUAGUUGGGUUGAAACCAACUUAUGGCCUUAUAUCUAGACUAGGACUUAUUCCAUUAGUAAACUCAAUGGAUGUACCAGGAAUUUUAACGAGAACAGUAGAUGACUGUGUCUCUCUUCUUAAUGCAACUGCUGGUCCUGAUCCUAAAGAUUCAACUUGUAUAACAAAACCUUACACUAAAUUAAGAAUCCCACCAGCUGAUAAACUCUCUAUUAAAAACUUGAAAAUCGGAAUCCCAAAAGAAUACGCUUGUGAGUAUUUAGACAAUGAAGUACUGCAUACUUGGAAUGAAAUUGCUUCAUUUCUUGAAAAUUCUGGCGCGCAUGUAAUAGAGGUGGAAAUGCCUCAUACUGAAUUAAGUAUUGUAUGCUAUUCUAUUUUGAACCAAUGUGAAGUUGCCAGCAACAUGGCAAGAUAUGAUGGUGUGCAAUAUGGCUUUCGAGCAAAUGAAGAAACCUCUACUGAAAAACUCUAUGCUAAGACGAGAAGUAUUGGUUUCAAUGAUGUUGUUAAGCAUAGGAUAUUAACUGGAAAUUAUUUCCUUUUGACCAGAAAUUAUGAGAGGUACUUCGAAAAAGCUCUGAAAUUGAGGAGAUUGAUAGCCACAGAUUUCGAUAAUGUUUUUGAAAAGGUUCAAAUCUUAUUAACUCCAACAACAUUGACCACAGCACCGCUUUAUAGCGAAUUCAUAACAAAAUCUAACAGUGAACAAUGCAGUCAGCAAGAUUACUGUACUCAACCGGCUAAUAUGGCUGGAAUUCCUGCUGUUUCUAUUCCAAUCAAGUUAUCUAGUGCAGGACUCCCAAUAAGUUUACAACUGAUGGGAAGAAAUUUCAGUGAACCCACAUUAUUGGCAUUAGCAAAAUUCAUUGAAAAUGAAGUAAAAUUUCCUCACAUUGUGGAAAAAAUAUUAUGAAUUAGUUCAACAUUGUCUAGUGUUACUUUUUACGUUCUCUAAUACUUUAUAACGAAUGAACAAGAUACGACUGCCCAAAAAAAUUUUUGGAGGAAUAAAGUUUUAUUUGUUA
Molecule: messenger RNA, 1735 nt
Organism: Coccinella septempunctata (seven-spotted ladybird)
Lineage: Eukaryota; Metazoa; Arthropoda; Insecta; Coleoptera; Coccinellidae
Gene: GatA
Product: glutamyl-tRNA(Gln) amidotransferase subunit A, mitochondrial
Exons: 7
Coding region: 130-1623 (497 amino acids)
Biological process (GO): mitochondrial translation; glutaminyl-tRNAGln biosynthesis via transamidation
Cellular component (GO): mitochondrion; glutamyl-tRNA(Gln) amidotransferase complex
Molecular function (GO): glutaminyl-tRNA synthase (glutamine-hydrolyzing) activity
Source: RefSeq, a predicted model, not a curated record